Molecule: messenger RNA, 953 nt
Organism: Myotis brandtii (Brandt's bat)
Lineage: Eukaryota; Metazoa; Chordata; Mammalia; Chiroptera; Vespertilionidae
Gene: MLEC
Product: malectin
Exons: 5
Coding region: 233-862 (209 amino acids)
Cellular component (GO): membrane
Molecular function (GO): carbohydrate binding
Source: RefSeq, a predicted model, not a curated record
UUCCUCCCUAGGCCACCUUUCCUAGUCAGCUGCGGGAUUCCGGGGCCGCCUGGGCGCUGCACCCCGCCACUUCCGUAUUGAACCACGGUUUCAACCGAACUCCGAACCUCUGCGCGCGCUCCCUCUGGUGCCUGAUGGUUGGGCCGGCGCCUGGGACUAGCCACGCCCUCCCCCGCUCCUGGCAGCCAAUGAGCGGACGUCUUCCCGCGGGGUGUUGGCCUCUGACUAUGGCAUGAAACUGCCAAUCCUCCGUUCCAACCCCGAGGACCAGAUCCUAUAUCAAACAGAGCGGUACAAUGAGGAGACCUUCGGCUACGAAGUGCCCAUCAAGGAGGAAGGGGACUAUGUGCUGGUGUUGAAAUUUGCUGAGGUCUACUUUGCACAGUCCCAGCAGAAGGUAUUUGAUGUGCGGUUGAAUGGCCAUGUCGUGGUGAAGGACUUGGAUAUCUUUGAUCGUGUUGGGCACAGCACAGCUCAUGAUGAAAUCAUCCCUAUGAGCAUCAGAAAAGGGAAGCUGAGCGUCCAGGGGGAGGUAUCCACCUUCACAGGAAAACUCUACAUCGAGUUUGUCAAGGGGUACUACGACAAUCCCAAAGUCUGUGCGCUCUACAUCAUGGCUGGGACGGUGGAUGAUGUACCAAAGCUGCAGCCUCAUCCAGGAUUGGAGAAGAAAGAAGAGGAAGAGGAGGAAGAAGAAUACGAUGAAGGAUCUAAUCUCAAAAGACAGACCAAUAAGAACCGGGUGCAGUCAGGCCCCCGAACGCCCAACCCCUACGCCUCGGACAACAGCAGCCUCAUGUUCCCCAUCCUCGUGGCCUUCGGUGUCUUCAUUCCAACGCUCUUCUGCCUCUGCCGGUUGUGAGAACAAAUUGCAUCCUGAACAGGGUGGAAGGGUGUGGGAAAGAAACCAAACAUGUUGGUUUGGUUUCUGUAUUUUUCAUAGUGAUUAACAA